CGCCGUGUAUCCUUGGUGGACAUCAAACCUAAAAAAAAAACCUUCAAAAUUGGUCUUAUGGUCACAUUGGAGUGGCUUUUAAACUGCAUUCUGAAUCCUAGGUGGAUGUCAAGCCUCAAAAAAGCUUUAAAAGUGGUCCUACAGCCACAUUGGAGGAACUUUGGAAGUGAGUUGUGUAUCUUUAGUGGAUGACAAACCUCAAAAAUCCUUCGAAAUUGGUCUUAUGGUCACAUUGGAGUGGCUUUUAAACUGCAUUCUGUAUCCUUGGAGGACAUCAAGCCUAAAAAAAUAAAAAACUAGUCUUAUAAUCACCUCGGAAGAGCUUUUAAACUGAACUAUGUAUCCUUGUUGAAAGGCAAGCCUAAAAAACUUAAAAAGUGGUCCUCUAAUCACAUUGGUGUGGCUUUUAAACUGAGCCGUUUCUCCUUGGUGGAAGUAAAGCCUUUAGUCGGGGGAAGACCGGAGAUUUUCCAGCCUGCUGCUUGGGUUAAUUACUACUUGUGGGUUGGGAUUUCCAGGACUCACAGUGAACAUUUUUUCUAUGUAGUAAGGCACAAAAGAUUCCACAGACACCUGUGGAAGUGGACUAGUCAUUUUUUGGGGAAGAUUGUCAGAUUUUCUGGGUUUAAACCCCAAUUAAUGAAUGAUCCGGAAAGCAUUCAACGUGUGAUGAUGACUUCUGAGCUCUCACACUUUUAAGUGACCUAAAACUCAUCUGCUGACUUUGAAGAGGGUAUGAUGAGGGACAGGCGUUCUGGGUCUUUUAGGAGGGACAAGACAGAGAAGCCGGCGCCGAUCUCUCGGGCUCUCAGCUGGCUGAGCGUGUCCUCUCUGUCCCAGCAAACACGCAAACUGUUCCGCAGCCAGAACAGCCUUCAUAGCCACUCACACACUACACAUGGAGGAGAGGAUGAAGAUGACAACUGGGUUUAUGAGCCCCAGCACUACAUAGCUGUGUCUAAUCUGGAUGAGGAGAAAAAGUGGACCGUGCACUACACUGCCCCAUGGCACCAGCAGGAGAAUGUCUUUCUGCCAGGCUCCAGACCGGCCUGUGUGGAAGAUCUUCACCGUCAGGCCAAAGUGAACCUGAAAACAGCUCUCAGAGAAUGUGAUAAACUGAGGAAAGAUGGUUUCCGCAGCUCGCAGUACUACUCACAGGGCCCCACUUUCUCUGGCUCCUCAAACUCCCAACACGAGGACGAGGACCUCGAAGGCGAUGACGCUGACAAAAAGUCCACAGCUUCUUCAGGAGAGGAAGAGAAAGACUCCUGCCAAAUGAGAGCGCAGAGUCCAGCACAGGUGGAAGGAGUCGAGGUUGAUGGACAAAUGUCGUGCUCCAAAGCCUCAGUCCUGCCCACUCCAGAGGAGAAGAUGAGGCAACAGGCACAGGCCGUUCUCACAGAUAUUGUCCCCAUCAAUGUCACAGGAGAGACGUUUGACAGGCAGGCCAGUAUCCGCCGCUCCCUAAUAAACACUGACACUCUGGUCCGCCGACCCAAGAAGGUUAAACGGAGAAAGACUAUUUCAGGGGUGCCUGACAGCGUCCAACAGGAACUAGCGGCUAAAGGGCGUGGAGGAGAGCUUCGACCACAGUCCAUGUUUAUCCCUGGACAGUAUUCAACACUUGGGCGAGUCAUGAAUGGGAAUUCAACUCUGCGUCAAUCUGUAACAAAAGAUUCUGGCUGCCAGACUGAGGAGGUGAAAAUCGUCCCACCCUCAGUGAGGAGAAUACGGGCUCAGAAGGGUCAAGGAAUUGCUGCUCAGAUGGCUGGCAUCUCCACCUCAGCCACAAACAUCUCUUCUGUUUCUGAUGGGAGCUCCCCUGGAGGUUCAAUUGUUGCAAUGGCACCACAGUUCGGCAAUGAUAUCCAGCGCUUUCACAGUUUGCCACGGGGUGCACGGGUUUCUCUAAAUGCAGAGCCCAUUUACAGUAGCACCCCUUUCAGAAAGGAAGACUCCUGUGCAAAAUCACCUAAGCAGAUUGGAAAAUUACAAGCAGACAAUACUGCAGUGCACAUGAGAAAUGCCCCCAGGGUAUGUACUCAAGCACGCCCAAAAUCUCAGGAGGUGCGAGGAACUCAAAGGGAGUGGGGUUCUGUCUCAGGUCCAGCCUGUGUAGUUUCUCCACAUGCAGCCUACUCAACCUCCCUUAUACCUAAUGCUACACUGUCAUGUUCUGCUGAGGUUUUUGCUCUUCACAGCACAUCAAGUCCUGGCCAGAGCCCACUUUCUGGGUCACCAUAUACAAAAGCUAGACCUCUUAGCAUGGUCUCAGUUGUCAACAGUGGGAGCACAAGUAGUGUGGGCACAGGAUCUCACACUCCAGAUGCAGGCAUGAAGGAUACUUGCAGUGAGACGGGCCAAUCUGAUAGCAGUUUGCACAGCCACAGUACCAUUGCCGCAGGAACAUUGUCUUCAGAUGAGCAGUGGAUUUACGAUACUCCUGAUAAUGCUUUGCCCAGAAGGACAAUGACUUCCAGCUGUUCAACACCCAUAAAUCAUCUAUAUAGUAGUCUUGAACGCUCCUCAAAAGGCACAGACUCUAGUUCUCUGUAUUCUAUGGACAAUGAUGGCUACUACACCUCCAUGCAUCUGGAUUCAGGCCUUAGGUCAAGAAGCCAUGGUAGCGGCCAUGGUCAUGGCAUAGGAGGAAGAGCAGUAAGACACAGUAUGUACGAGUGCCUCGGUCAGCAAGAGGAUCGAAAUAGCUUGUGCAGUGACCACUCUCUAUCUCGUUCCAUUUCUCUACGCAAGCCCAAGAAACCACCUCUUCCACCUGCGCGCACAGACUCUCUACGGAGAAAGCCUGGGAAAAACAGCUCUUCCUCUGCCAAUAUUGGGCGGUCAAAUAUUAGCAAUGGUUCUCUUCUCAAUGAAUCAUUGAUUGCCACUCUCCAACAGUCACUUCAGAAUGGGCUUAAAGGCAAAGGAUCCUCCACGUCACCAUCUCAUAGCCCUUGUAGUGACUAUGAGGACCCCUGGAUGCUUCGUCCAAGGAGCCAGAGCAGCAUCAGUGCAAGUAGUAGUGGUGUAUCAGCUACAGGAAUGGCUCAUGUAUACUCCAUCUGUCCCGUCACACCAUCUCAUAGUGACACAAGUAGCCUCCGUUCUGAUUAUGCUGACUCCUGGGGCUACUACAUGGAUUACCCUCGUCCAUCUGGAGAUCAGACACGGUCACCAUGUACCAAUUCACACUCUGCUGGACAAGUGUCUGAGAUGGCAAAUAGAAGAAGCCCUCUCAAUGGUAACCAGGCUAAUCUUCCUGCUGUUCAGGAAGGAAGUGACAUGUCUGCUAAGCCCAGGACAAGCACCUCUUCACCGGACAGGGUACAUCGGUUGACUUCUCCAUCAAGUGGAUACUCAAGUCAGUCAAACACUCCAACUGCUGGUACUCCCGUUCCCUCCUUCAUGAGAUGCAUGUCCCCAUCAGGCAAACCCAAACCAAGAGUGCCUGAAAGAAAGUCAUCCUUGCUUUCAUCUGUAUCUAUAUCCUCCUCUUCCACCUCUCUUUCAUCCAACACCUCUGAUUCUAACAGGAGCAAUAUUCCCCCUCCUCCUCCUCUUCCAGCUGCCCCUGUGGUACUUGUACCUUUUAAUCCUCCAUCCUUUCCUCCUCCCCUUCCCCCCUCAAGCCCUGUGUGCACUGAAGAUCAGAAAUUUCCACCUCCGCCACCUGCUUUACCCACAACUCCCCAUCAACAAGCUUCCACGAGCCCUCUUCAAAACAAUUCUUCCCCUGAAUUUCCACCACCUCCACCUCCAGAAGUGUUGGCGGACCCUGUCUGUUCAGGCUUCAAUAGUUCCUUCAGCCCUCCACCACCUCCCCCUCCACCACCACUGCCUACUUAUUCUCCUUCCCAAAAUCAACAUUUACCCCAGAUGACCCCACAAACACCUUCUUCUGCCUCCUUGAAAGAAAUUAAGGGCUAUCUUAAACCAGUGAACUCAGAAGGAAGACCAGUGUUGCCUCAUUCUGAGGAGCCUAAUACGGUUGGCAUGCCUUUGAUUACCCCAUUUGCACUGCAGAGUGUGCAGCUUCGGCCAGCAAAACGUCCAGAAAACAAUGAAGUUAGCAGGACAGACAGACCCCAAACACCAGCAAAGACUCAAAAAACAAUGUACCCCACAGUUCCUCAGGUUUCUUGCAUAUCUUCAAAUGUAAGCCUUUCAUCUACAGAGAAAAAUCCCUCAAUCCAGCAUAGCCAGGAUGGCGUUGUUGAAGCACAAACUGACUAUAAUGUAAAAUUCAACUCUGAUCCAACAUCCUGCCUUACAAAUGGACCCAUAGAUCUUGGUGAGGCCACAGAUGAAGUAGAUGGUUUAAAGACUUCCCUCUCAACACAAGUGGAAAAGCCACUAAACUCUACACCCAAGAAAAAGCCUCCAAUGAUUUCCAAAAAGCCCAAGUUUUCUCUUACUUUUUCCUCUGUGGAUCACGUCGUGGAUUUUGUGAGUGCGGAAGGUCUGGACCCCAUACCUGUGCAGGAAAAGGAGGAAGAGACAACUGAGAAAAGUAGCUUUGGCAUUUCCGUACCUCCUGUGGAGAUAAGAGACAUUUCUCCCACAAAUGGUGAAUCCCAGGAGUUCACACAGUCCUCUAGUACCACUAUUCUUGAUGUAGACAAGAGCACAUCUGAAGCAGAGGAUGAAGAAGAAAGAGAUGACGAAGAUGUAACCAGCAGCACAGGAUCGUUCAGUUCUAAAGAUGAUGAAAAUGGUGAUGUGUUUGAGUCCAGCACGUUGGACGUGGCUCAAUCACCCAGCAUCAACGGUGACAGCUGUGGGGACAUGGUGACCCCCACACGGCCCCGCACCACAGAGGACCUGUUUGCAGCCAUUCACAGGUCGAAGCGGAAAGUCCUGGGGCGCAAGGAAUCAGACGAGGAUCGUUCCCGGGGUCCUUUAUCUCCACCGGUCACCCCGACAGGAACGAGCCCUAACUUGAACUCCCCUCUGCCCCGGCAAACAGGCUCCAUCCAGCGCAGCCUCCGCAAAUCGGCAACCAGCAGUGACACCUUCAAGGCCCUCCUGCUAAAGAAAGGCAGUCGCUCUGAGAGCAGUUUCCGCAUGUCUGCAGCCGAGAUGCUGCGCAGCACCGACCCGCGCUUUCAACGCACCCGUUCCCUCGACUCCUCCUUCGAUCCGGCGUCUCCAACAUCCGAGAGCCCCUGCUCUUCUCCAGGCCGGAGCAAGAGGGCGGCAGAGGACUGGGCGCGCAAUGAGGGAAUGUUUUCAACUUCUCCAUCUUUGAUAGGCCCAAAAUAUGGACGAUCCCGAACGCCACCAUCUGCUGCCAGCAGCAAAUACAACGCCCGAUGCCGCAUCCUCAGCAGCCCCAUGACUGUCAUCUGCGAGAGGGAUGGAGAACUAACCGACUGUGAAGACCCUAUUUCUCCGUCAAACACACCCCUUCCCAUCUCUCAGGACUCAAACAGCACUUUAUGUGAGCAGAGCAGCAGUUAGGAUCCCCAAAAGUUCCUUGGCAAAGGAAGAAGGUCUUCUGGGCUCCAGAGAUGGACUGAGAAGACUAAAAGAGCGGUCUUGCCGCCUUCUAAUCCAGGCAUCCCUGUCUGAUGGAGUAGUGCAGGCAGAUCUGAGGCAGAUCCAGCGCUCGGCUCAAGCAGUAAAUGGUUUACUGCUCUUACUGUAGCUCUUCAGAGAAAGAAGUAACCAGUCUAAUCAAACAUGACCUUUUUUUCUUGAAGAGAAUUCUACAUUCAGUGGCAAUACUAGACUCGUCUUUCCAAAGCUUAGCAGAUACUUCUGUCAUCUUGUUCAUUUCCAUCCUUUACCAGUAACAGUCAGAUUUGUGUGGCUUUUUCUGUUUUGAUUAAGCAGAUAAUGAAAGUUGUAAUGAAGGAAUUACUAUGUGACUACUUUGUUUUUGGUUGGUGUCUGUUGGAAACAUCUCAAACUUCACUGAGUCCGCUUUAGCACUCCAGUCUUCAGAGACUAAGUUAUAGGAGCACAUGACCAAUUUCCAUAAGAGACUCUCUUUUCAUACCGUUCGGACUAUCAGAAGUGUCUGGAAGGGAAAAGGACUUGUGGGUCGAUGGAUUGGAGUAAUGAUGAGUUUGUUUGUGGAAACUUAAAAAAAAGGUUUGUUUUUGGUGUGUUGGUUUGCACUGUUCAUCGUCUUUUAUUUGUCAUUUAAAAAAGAAAAAACAUCUGUGUAUGUUGGUUAUUUUAAAGAGUUCAUUCUGCUAUCUUACUUGAAAUAAACGACCGGUGUACUUGUAAUUGUUUUGCUUACCAAAGAGCCGAACAGGACACUCUAAUACACUGAAAUGUGAGGGUGUUUGUUAGAGUGACUUUUGUUUUGCUAACGUCUAGCGAGCUAAUCACUAACCCUCCUGUUUACCUGUUCUCUUUUCUCGUGCAGUUUUAUAAUGUUUUUUAUGUACAUAGCUACAGAAAUGUUAAGUAACAACCACUUAUUUUCGAAGAGUUUGUACAUUUUAGAAACCUUUCCUAGGAGUGGCUUCCUUUUUGUAGAGUAUUUAUUUUAGCAUAGCCAGAAUGUGGUUUGAUACACCGUAGCUUUUCUGGGAUGGGUGGGAUUACACAUGUGUGUCUUCAAGAUCUGAUUGGUUCUGUCGCGUAUCUGUAUCCUGCUGUGAUGGAAAUACCGAUCAGAAAGUAGGAAAAGGAAGAAUGGGAAAGAGGAAGCGAGCUGCUAACCCUCUGGAGUAUGUCUCUGUAAUAAAACAUGGUGAUAUUUAAAAACGCUC
Danio aesculapii is the source of this 6731-nucleotide messenger RNA. RefSeq names its product NHS-like 1b (gene nhsl1b). Lineage: Eukaryota; Metazoa; Chordata; Actinopteri; Cypriniformes; Danionidae. Gene Ontology annotation, biological process: cell differentiation. The coding region runs from base 736 to 5463 and encodes 1575 amino acids. The transcript has 8 exons. The record is from RefSeq and is a predicted model, not a curated record.